Molecule: messenger RNA, 3232 nt
Organism: Sycon ciliatum
Lineage: Eukaryota; Metazoa; Porifera; Calcarea; Leucosolenida; Sycettidae
Product: serine-aspartate repeat-containing protein F-like
Exons: 4
Coding region: 610-2484 (624 amino acids)
Biological process (GO): trans-Golgi to periciliary membrane compartment transport; microtubule anchoring at centrosome
Cellular component (GO): centriole; centrosome; ciliary basal body
Source: RefSeq, a predicted model, not a curated record
UUGAACACAAACAGUAGCGGAAUUUUGUUACGAGCGCAGCGGAAACAGGUCUUCUAUGUUUGAAUGUUACCGGGAUCUUUGGUUGUUCUUUCUCUAGGUUUUAUAGUCUGUUGGCAAAGUGGUCAUAAAUUGUAGGUUGAAUCGCUAAAGGGUUCGUAAUAAUUGAGUUAGGGCAGAGGCUGUUAGUCAAUAUUAUUUCCAAUCCCAGAAUAUUGUUACAGCCUGCCCUGGAUGUUCUUAUGCUCAACGUUCGGAGUGCUGUUUCUGAAGUUUGGUGGCUGAACUGGAGCUGUCGCUGAAUAGUCGCAGUAGUGGACUCGCUGCACUCGUCGCUACGCCUAGCCACCCUACUCGUGCGUAUCGAUCGGACGAAUACUACGUAAUGAAUCAUGAUGAUCACGUCCUAAGCUCCGUCAUUCAGUGGUCACAUCAAGGGUUAUUUCGUGUAUCCUAUACGCUAAUGGAUAGGACAUUCCAUAAGAGUGAAGUGGAUCCUUUGGCCGAGCUGCUUCAGGCUGUACUGUGAGGUGAUAAUUCCGAAAAAGGCAGUGGGACUUAUCAGCGUGACCUGGAUCUGGCUGAGCUGUGUAACACCUGCCCUGGGACAGAAUGUCGUCGGCGGCCAUCAUGCCGAUCAAAUGCGGAUAUCGGCACAGCCCUCCAAGGCUUGUACUCUGCUACAAACAGGGUGGAAAGACGCGGCAACGGACAAUGCCAGUUCGCAAUUCAAGCCAGACAGACAGCACUUCCCAACUGGUUGAUCAGCUGUUGAGCCGACAUGCAGACUACCUUACAACAGUGCCCCGUCAACAGAUUCAUAACCUGGUCGAAAGGCUGCUGGACAGGAAGAGUACGGUACAAAUGCCUGGCAAAUCUGAAGCCACAACAGCUAAGAAAGCAGUGGCAUCGCUUCCCUCACGACCCAUCAAUAGCAGUUCUUCAUCAGAUGAAGAUGAUGACGCAGCCCGAGACCGUCACCAAGUUGCAAGUCCGGUAGGCAGCGGUUCUGCCUCUCCGACUUGGAAAGUGGCAACGCCAACCAUCAACCUGAGCAGUAGCAGCAGCAGCAGUCUCGAAGAUUUCUCCCGGCAGAAGACUCGUGCACCAGCUGGGGCAGGUGGUAUCAAUGAUGAUAAUGAUGAUGACGACGAUCCUCUCGGUUUGGCGAACAUCACAGCAGCAAGAUCAGGCUCGCUGACCACUCGCAAAACGGAACCUUCGAGAAAGACUGAGCAACCCAACGUGAGUGCUAAGCAAAGCAGUGACAGUGACGAUGAUUCCUUUGCUGGCCUGCAGCCGAAACAGGAACAGCAAGACCGGUUGUCCGCACAUGUCGGUAAGAAACCCCACGUACAGUUCAGCACCGGCCAAGACCAGGUGUUUGAAAUCAGUCGCGACGGCAGCAGCAGCGACGGCAGUCUCUCUGAUCUGGGACUCUCUGACGUCCAGACUGGUACAACGUCAUCCGGUAAGGCCGGCGGCGUCUCGACUGAGACACGGCCAAGUGGCUUGACGCCUUCGGACAAGGAUAGCACGAAGCAGGCGACGAGCGCUAACCAGGCGCCCCCGCUCACCAGCACGCCUCGCAAAGGGGCUGGCCCACUCGGCUCGCUACCGUCCCUACCCGGCUUAUCCCCACUGCCCAGUCUGGCUAACACAGACAACGCCAGCAAGAAGAAAACGAAGAAGAAGGCUGGAAAGGACAAGGCGAAAUCGGGCGGAGGAAAGAAAAAGAGCAUGGACGCUCUUCUUGGUUUGCUGGAUGAUGACGACGAUGAUAUCGAUGAGGAUGCUUUGCCAACCAGCCCUCGCUGCAAGUCUGAUCCAGCGCCGAGAGACAGUGACUCGGAUUCGCUGCUAGGCGGGCUAGCGAAAGGAGGGCAACAUGUGCAGGCAAGAAGUACGGAGUCCAAACGUGUACCUCAACACGUCCAACCCAGCACGAGAGGAACACAAGAUGUGCGUUCUCCGGAGCCAAGCGCUUCUUCGGCGAGCGAUUUGGAUUCGUUCGGAUCUCCUAUUCAAAAGCGAGCUGCAAGAAAUCUAGAUCCUGCUCCAGCCUCCAGCCCAGCACAGCCAAUGUCCGCACAGCAGCGUGACUUGACUGGUUCGGCGGAAGACUCGCCUUCUGAAAUGUCGUUCGGCGAGCCCUCGAAGCCGAACGCCGCCAAUAGCACAUUGCCCGCCGCGCAAACACUCUCUUCAGGUUCCAGCCUCUCGUCUCUGCUAUCGGAUAACGAAGCCCAAGACAUUGACGAAAGUGAUGAUGUCACCCCGCCGUCGGUACACGCCGACGAGGAUCUGAACAAACUUGACAAUGAAACACUCGCUGCCAAGAAGCGUACGAUGGACAAAGGUUUCGAAACAAACCGUGUCAAGCCAGGAGACCCUGGCUUUCAGUACGACGUCGAGGAGGACUUUGGUGAUCCUGUCGCCGAUGGUGACUGCGGCUGGGAUGAGGAUGACGAGGACGAUGAGUGGUAAUAUUUCUACUCUCAUCACCGGGAUGACAAACAGGACGAGUAGUAAUAGAUGUACUCUCAUCACCGGGAUGAAUAAGAUGACGAGUGGUAAGAUAUCUACUCUCCGUCACCGGGUGCUCGAGUAGUGGUGUUGGCAUGCGGGCGGAACUGCAGGCUUGAGAUUGUUGAUUAGCUCUCCAGCCAUGCAUACCAUAUCCUGAUUCGGGAACCUCUCAACCACUCUCACAUUCAUGUUGGCCUGCGGGGCUGUGCUCCACCAUCAUGCUUUUCCUCGUGAUGACGAUAAAUCAAUGUUUAUCUUUCUUGAAUUUGCCACCCUGAGAUUGACGUGUGUGUAAGUGAAUAAUUAUAUUUUACGUUUGACUGGUAACCAUGUACAUACGGAUAUACUGAAUGUCACCAAAAUUCUUGUGGCAAUUUCCCAGUCCAUUCUAGAUACUUGACCUACUUGCCUGUGAAAAUUCAAUGUUCGAUGACUGUGCAACGUUGAUAUGGCAUGAUUGAAUCAAGCCCGCCCUGAGUACAACAGUACGAGAUAGCGGUAGCGACUCCAGUUCGCUUGGAGGUGACAGCGUUGUGAUGACCGAGAGUCCUCAACGCCUGUUCUACCUAUCCAUUAAUGACACUCACUUACGCCGCUAUCUAGCGUUCAGAAGAUGUUUGUCGCGCUGGAAAAGAAGUGUCUCUGUAAGUUUGCUCCCUGACGAUGUUUUUGGCCUGGAAAGCACUAUGGAAGCGAUGAUCAUUCA